GAGCGUGAAUUCCCCACGCCCGAAGAAUGGACCAAUUGGACACGCUUCCUCUACCGGACAGCGCGAGGAAGGGAGAUCCCCGAGUCGAACGACCCCAAGGUCGCGGACUGGGGCCGCGCGUUCGAAAACUAUAAAGCCGCGCUCGAGCGGUUGGAGGACCCGGAGAAGGACGGCCAGGGUCUGGUCGAGCUGGCGGAAGGAGGGUUAUAUGUGCCGGGGAUCGGAAAGGCGGGCUUCGACCUGCAGAACAAGAGCGAGCCGUGGCGUCAAGGGUACUACGAAGUCCUCAUGGGACUGGCAACGUCCGCCGAGCAUCUGGACGGAUUCGUGCUGGACAAGAAGAAGCAUACGUACGUGCCGGAGAAAUACGUGGUUGGGCCUAAUCACCCCGAUGCACGGCCACUGCCCCCGUGGAUCAAAUCCGUUCCCCAGGAGCAGGACAGCGAGGUGGCCGCUCCGCCCGCGGAGAACUACUACACGAAGAUUCUUACCACCACGGGGUUUACCACCAAGCAACGGCUGGAUGCGGCAAUCUCAUACGCCGAAUGGCUGAACUUCAAAGAUUUACGAGACAGCGCACUGGAAACCUUACAUUGGGCACUCGACAUCGCCUGCACCUCGCUUCCCCGGGCUCAAGACGUCGUCGACCGAGAGAGCGGCAUCAUCCGCGCAAAAGCCCCCGUCGUUACCGAGAACAUCAUCACCGCCACCACCGCCCUUGGCGUGCACCAGGCCCAAACCGGCAACGCCUCCGCCGCGCUCGCCAUUUUCCUCUCCGUCCUCCGCGCCGUCCGCGCCGCUCCACACGCUGCGACGGUUGUCGACAACACGGAGAUAAAAGCGGCGCCCACGACCGACGUAGGGCUCGUCGCCGACACCAUCCGGCAGUUCCUCGCCAUGCUCGAGGAGCGGCCGUAUCCGCCGCCGCCGCCCUCCGGCGACGAACCGUACGCGCGAACCGCAGACGCGGAAUGCGCCGAGGCAGCGCUGUUGGUUUACAUUGGGGAGAUCCUCUUCGCGUCGUCGCCGUCAAAACACCUCGAGGGCAUCCAGUGGACGCGUAGCGGGCUA
Molecule: messenger RNA, 1071 nt
Organism: Eremomyces bilateralis CBS 781.70
Lineage: Eukaryota; Fungi; Ascomycota; Dothideomycetes; Eremomycetales; Eremomycetaceae
Exons: 1
Source: RefSeq, a predicted model, not a curated record